Molecule: messenger RNA, 1540 nt
Organism: Brachypodium distachyon (stiff brome)
Lineage: Eukaryota; Viridiplantae; Streptophyta; Magnoliopsida; Poales; Poaceae
Product: two-component response regulator-like APRR5
Exons: 3
Coding region: 121-1095 (324 amino acids)
Biological process (GO): regulation of flower development
Cellular component (GO): nucleus
Molecular function (GO): protein binding
Source: RefSeq, a predicted model, not a curated record
CUUCCUUCUUAUACCCACACCCCCCUCCACUUGAACUCCCCAAGCAAAACAAGCACAGCUAGCUCCGCGCGCCAAGGCACAACAGAGCUUUUCCAGUUCCACGUCCAUCGAAAGCCGGAGAUGUUCCGUCAUUCUGCCACCACCCCUUCUUCCUACGGAGGCGACGCCUUCAUGCAGAGCUUCUCCUCCGCGGCGGCCCUGGCCACAGUCCCGACCCAGAUCCCGCGCCCCGGCGCCGUGGGUUACCUCGACGGCGGCAAUGUUGGCGGCGCGUUCCCUCCCUUUGCCGCGGCAUCAUCGCCGCCAUCGUCGACAUACUCCUCCUCACUGCCGUCGUCGUACUACAACAACAUCCACAGGAGCAUCAGCUCGCACUCCCUCCCGCUCCACCUCCAUCAGCUCGGCGACGCCUUAAACGGUGGCGGCGCAUUCUUCUCGUCUUCGUCCCCGUCGCCGCACCAGCUGUCAUCCCUGGCGCCUAUGUCCUCCUCUCCCUCCUCCUCCUGCCACAGCGACCUCUUCGACUUCGCCUCGUCCUGCUCCGUCCGACGCGUCUUCAGCACCGGUGAUCUCCAGCAGGGGAUGAACGGAUCAUCGCCGGCGCCGUCGGGGGACAGCUGCGGCGGCCAAGACGUCGGAGGCGGGCCGUUCUCGCAGAAGGUCGGGCGAUACAGCGCCGAGGAGCGGAAGGAGCGGGUCGAGAGGUACCGCGUCAAGCGCCACCAGAGAAACUUCACCAAAAAGAUCACCUACGCGUGCAGGAAGUCACUGGCCGACAGCAGGCCGAGGGUGAAGGGCCGGUUCGCGAGGAACGGCGAGACGGAGGCGGAGAACGACGACCACCGGCCGGAGACCUCUGACAACAGCUACGACUACUGCGGUGGUUACAGCAACAACCACAGCUGCAAGGUCGACAGCGCGGCCACGGCAGCAGCAGCAGCAUUCGUCGGCGACAAUGGCGAGUGGUGGUGGCCGGCGCCCGGCGCGGCGGUGGCCGAGGAGGAGGAGGCGGCGGAGCGGCAGGUCGGCUUCGACGUCGACGAGGAGCUGUGGGCCACCCUCGGCGACAUGCUGUCCGUGAACCUGGCCUCGUAGGCGCUCGCUGCCCAUCGAAUGCCGAUCGAUCCAUCACACUGUGAUCGAGAUCGGCCGGUCGAGGCGUUAGUGGUGGAUGGGUCCGGUGUCUCGAGACGAUAAAUCGAGCACUACCACUAGCUCUAGCUAGCCCGAUUGAUCAGGGUGGCGGCUGCUGCAUGCCGUGUGCGCGGAACAGUGAUGCAGCUAGCUAGUGCACCUAGCUUGGCGAUCAAGGAGCGAGGUCAGACAGAGUGGACGCCCGUUGACCUUCCCCUGUGCAUGUUGUAUUAUUGUAACCUUUAGCCAGAAAACAUGAUGAGAGCCUGGAAACGGAAAAAAAAGAUUGAGACAGAGAGAGAAAAAAAUCACCUUCGAUCACGUGUUAGCUAGAGACUUAUAGUAGAGUUGAGAACAACUUGUGUUCUGUGAGUACUUCUUCCAUGCAUAAAAUUAAUUUGUCCCA